Messenger RNA from Paramacrobiotus metropolitanus, 2045 nucleotides. RefSeq lists its product as uncharacterized. The record is from RefSeq and is a predicted model, not a curated record. The coding region runs from base 17 to 1387 and encodes 456 amino acids. The transcript is spliced from 6 exons. Gene Ontology annotation, molecular function: protein binding. Lineage: Eukaryota; Metazoa; Tardigrada; Eutardigrada; Parachela; Macrobiotidae.
UUUUCUUUGCCGAAUAAUGUGUUCGAGAACGCUGGAGACUCUGUUAGAUAAGCUAUACUACUCAUAUUUUAAUGUUAAAUUCACAGUGGACGUGGUGCGAGAUGACGUAAUACGGCGGGGAUAUGUUACGGAUGUUGCUGACGAUGGACUCAUUAUCGACUUCCAUAAUAAUGGCCCAUCGUCAAGGGAACUGGUUGAAUUCUCCUGCAUCCGCACAUUGCCAUCCAAAAAGUAUGACGCCGAACGUUACCUCCAGCCACUCCAAGUGAAUUCCAAGGUGGAGGUACUCGUUCGAGACGCGCUGGAUCAGCCUCUGACCUGGAGAACAGUCACCUUCAUGGCAGUGGUGCCUGAAGACGGUGACCGCCGAGCCGAGCACGAGGGUGGACAAUUUAUCGUGGUCCGACUGCAGUCCCGGAAUCCGUUCUCCUUGGCCGUUGUAAAUAAUGUAUUCCCGCCGACACUAGCCACUGAUAUACGUAUCCGUCAAACACGAUUUUGGCGAACCGUCACACCGAAGACUUUCUACAAAGUGACCGUGCCGUUGCUGCCGUACGCAGUAUGCAACAAAGGCGGUUGCACUUUUCCACGGUCUUCACUUCUGUAUUAUAUGAAGCUACUGGAUGUUAGUAUGAAGAUCGUAUGGCUGGAAAUGACGAGCACCCUUAUUAUAUCUGCAGACGAUGUCAGUGUCACCGUGCUUUGCCGCGUCAAAACUAAAAGACUGCCCAAGAAAUUUCAUCGAUUGGUUUAUCACUUAUACAACAAUUUUAUGGAGCGAUAUCUUGAAAAAGGCGGUACCACUCGAGUGGAUGCAUGGCUCACAAAAACGAUCCGAAAACUACUGUUUUUUCCCAAUUGGUUGGCAUCAAAAUCAAAAGUCGCGGGUGCCCUGAUUUUUAAAGGCAUAUCUCAGGAUCACGAGGCACUUCCAACAAUACAUCUACAUACCCUACCGGAUAUACUACUGCGGGAGACAUUACAAAACUUGGACAGAAUAACACAGACAGAUCUGAAACGAGUGUGUCGAAGAUGGUCAAGACUUCAGUCAAGCGUCACGGCAGAGAAGUGUGUAAUUCUGGAUGCUCCGACCGACCGUUCAGAUCACCCUAUAUACCUGGCGAGAGCACUGCUGAAGUACACCGCCAUAUCGACACGAAGUUUGAUACUGAAGCAGUUUCCUCCCAGCCACAGCUACACGGCCAUGCGAUUAAUAAAAGAGAUGCAGCUGCAGUUAGAGGUUUAUGUAUCUUACCGCUGUACAGUUACAGUAUACUGGCUCGAUAAUAUGUUGGACCUUUUUCACGAGCUAUGUUGGUAUCCCGCAGUCAAUAACCUCCACAUUUCCUGCAUCAUGAAAUCAAAAGCGCCGAGCAACUUACGUUAGAAAUAAUUAUGGCAACCCCGGACGAAAUAAAAUGGCUGCAGAACCUUCUGGGUGACGGCUGGACGUUCUGCUGCUCGACUACAACCAUGAAGGACUCAGUGAGGGGAAUUUCACAAGUGCUGGAUGCGCUAAAUCUCCGCUGUACUAUACACGGCAAGCUAUCCGAUGCCGUGGAAUGCCCGCAUUAUUCGCAGUGGGAAGGAGGGGAACGAUUGAAGAACGAUCUGGAACGCUGGCCUAUAAAUGCAGUAGCGUUCGACGCCUUAAAAAGGGGACUGGAAGAUUACUGUCCGCCGAUCAACACGAUUCCAUAUUGUCACGUACUGGGAUUCCAUUCAGAAAUUUUGAAAGUGUUAAUUCGGAAACCCCGUUUGGUUGGAGAGGAAUACUUCAGUUCAUGCGGCGUUCAGAGCUGGUUUCGAUUUACUGGCUGACUUUCUAAGUUUAUACCAGUCUUCCAGAUCACCACUGAAAAUUCGAUUGAUCAACGUCAAAUUUUACAGUAAAGACUGUAAAGCGUAUCAUUUUUACUCUUAGAAUUAUGGGUACAUGCGCAUGCAAUGAACGGGUUUAUUUUAUCGACAGUAGGCCCCACUGUCAAAGGACAUUUUUAACUCAAUAUGGAAAGAAUCAAAUCGCUUUAACCUGAAAUUGCAGU